This is a messenger RNA of Exophiala bonariae, 2088 nucleotides long. RefSeq lists its product as uncharacterized. The record is from RefSeq and is a predicted model, not a curated record. Lineage: Eukaryota; Fungi; Ascomycota; Eurotiomycetes; Chaetothyriales; Herpotrichiellaceae. Gene Ontology annotation, biological process: lipid metabolic process. Gene Ontology annotation, molecular function: acetoacetate-CoA ligase activity. The transcript has 3 exons. The coding region runs from base 1 to 2088 and encodes 695 amino acids.
AUGGAGAUGGAAAUUCCUCGGAAGCUUUGGGAACAUCCCCGCCCCCAAGAAACAGAAAUGUACAAAUUCAUGAAGAAGGCUGAGCUCGCGACUGGACGGUCAUUUUCGGACUAUCAUAUUCUCUACAAGUGGUCUUGCAAGAACCGCUCCGAGUUUUGGCAUUUCACUUUCAAUUAUUUCCCACUAGUGUACUCCGGCACGCUCCCUAAUCCUGUCGUGGACGAAAACGCUCGAAUCGAUCAGGUACCUAAAUGGUUUGAUGGGAUCAAAUUGAACUUCGCCGAGAACGUUCUGUUUGUGGGCGAUGGCAAAGGUCGUGGUAUCACUAGCCCAGGUAAAGAAGACCACAAGAUUGCCUGUACCGAGGUUAGGGAAGGGUCCUUCGUUGAACCUAUUAGGCAAGUUAGCUGGAAAGAACUUCGAGAGCGAACGGGCCGACUUUCUCAAGCUCUUCGCGCACACGGCGUUCGCAAAGGUGACAGGAUUGCUAUUGUUGCGAGCAAUUGCCUCGACACCCUGACCGUGUUCCUCGCCACCACCACAAUCGGCGCCAUUUUCUCGAGCUCGAGUACAGAUCUUGGCUCAAAGGGCAUUUUGGAGCGUCUCGCGCAGAUAGAGCCCAAGUAUGUCUUCAUGGAUGAUUAUGCAGUCUACGACCGGAAAAAGAUCGACUUGAGGCCCAAGAUGAAAGAGGUCAUUAACCACCUGAAGAAGGUCCGUACUUUCAAGGGUGUAAUAUCACAGCCACGCUUUCUCAAUAAGCCCGCGGAUAUAUCAGAGAUCUCAGAUUGCCAAACAUGGGAGUCUUUUAUCUCAAUGGCAGGGUCGACGAAGCUUUUGUUCGAACAGCUUGACUUUGGCGAUCCAAUGAUCAUUGUGUAUUCGUCUGGGACCACCGGCCUGCCUAAAUGUAUUGUACACUCUGCUGGUGGUGUUGUGCUCAGCGGACAUAAGGAAUCCGUGCUUCAUCGACGAGUCGAUCAAACGUCAACACAACUGCAGUUCACCACGACAGGCUGGAUGAUGUACAUGAGUUCUGUACAGCUCAUGCUGGUGGGUGCAAGGCUGGUGAUGUACGAUGGCAGCCCAUUUGCGGUGGAUGACAAAAAUUUCAUUCGUCUGGUUGGUGAACAGAAAGUGACGCAUUGGGGGAUAUCACCUCGGUACCUCCACACCUUGAGAUCAAAGUCGAUAAAUCCUCAGCAUGUGACAGAUCUUAGCAACCUAAUAGUGGUCACGAGUACAGGUAUGGUAUUGUCAGAAUCACUAUUCGAGUGGUUUUACGAUUCUGGUUUCUCACCUUCUGUACAACUGUGCAACAUUUCAGGUGGAACAGACAUUGCCGCAGCAUUUGGCACCGGUAACCCCCUUCUCCCUGUGCACAUUGGAGGAGCACAAUGCAUUGCUCUCGGCAUGGCAGUUUCGGUAUUCGAUCCGGCGAUCGAACGUGGCAAGGGAGUUGCCGUUCCAGAUGGAAUUCCUGGGGAACUUGUCUGCACAGAAGCCUUUCCAACCAUGCCAGUGAAAUUCUGGGGCGACAUCAGCCGGAAGGGAUACCACAGCAGUUACUUUGAUAAGUAUGAGGGUAUCUGGACCCAUGGGGACUUCAUUCUGAUUCAUCCACAAACAAAACAAGUGAUUUUCCUAGGCAGAGCGGAUGGAGUACUUAAUCCCAGUGGAGUAAGAUUCGGCAGCUCAGACAUCUACAGCGUGAUCGAGUCCGACUUUUCGGAAAUUGUCGCGGACAGCAUCUGUGUUGGGCAACGCCGACCUCAGGACGAUGAUGAAAGUGUCAUAUUAUUUCUCUUGCUAAGACCAGGGAAGAAGUUAACGCCAAAACUGAUUCAGCAAAUCAAGUUUGCGAUUCGAAAAGAGCAUUCACCACGCCAUGUUCCAAAGUAUGUGUUUGAAACACCAGCCAUACCAGUUACCAUCAAUGCGAAGAAAGUCGAGCUCCCUGUGAAGCAGAUUGUGUCCGGAAAAGUCAUCAACCCAUCAGAAACGAUUGCAAAUCCCGAAUGCCUUCAGUACUAUUAUCGGUUCGCAAAGGAUGAGAAUUUGGUUUCAUCUGAGAAACCUAGGCUUUGA